UUCCUCUGGCACAGACCCAAUUCCAUUAUCGGAUGACACAUGUAUGAUCUCACACCUUCACGAGACCGACAGCAGUUUGUGAAUCGGGACCAGCAGCACAAGAACCACAGACCUACAGUGAGAAGCUUCACCAGACACAUUCAUCAUAACAGCCAGCUCAUGAUACCUCCCCAGAGGUGUGAUUUGAUCUGUUAAGCUUUCCGUCUGGGUCCUGCGGUUGGACACACCUAAAAAAUAAUGACUGCGGCACCGAAACCGGUUCCUCUUCACAAUAACCCAACCUGAACGCACUUGCACAGAACGCAGUCUGGGGGGGCUGUACCCUGAAUCGGAACCACGGAGCCUCCAGCAGAGCAUAGAGGAAUAAUGCAGCUAUACAGGAAGGCCAAAGAGGCCGACACAAGAGGCCGAGAUUAAAGCCCUCACAAUGUCAAACGAGUGCCCUUAGAGCACGGAGUACAAGCUCAGUGUAGCGUUUUAAAAACCCUAUCUGCUAUUUUGAAUAACAAUGUAUGAAUAUCGUACAAAAGGCAAACUGAUCUUGCCCAACGGAACAGAACAGUAAUGGUGUUUAGGAUAAAGGAUCCCUUUCAAACCAGUGUUAAUUGCUUCUCUAGUUACCCAUUAACGUUUCUGUAAAGCGGGAAUCCCACCCAUCAACGUGGUGACUGGAAUGAAACGGGCCAGAGCGAGUUACAUCACACAAGGCAGCUCUGACCGUUUGCUGCUUCCAGGACACGGGACAACAAAUGUAAGAGUAAACAUCCGGAUUGGGUUUCCUGCUUAUUCUGGGGGAGGGGGCGGUGCACACAGGCUGCAGGAACUGGAGAUGCCCUUACACGACUCCCACCAGUGCAACUAGACACCAGGUAGACCAUAGCCGUGGAAUAAAGGGUGCAGACCGAGCGGGCAUGACUGCGCGUGGGCCGGGCGUGGUUACGAGGCCUUGCCAGAAACACCGUGAUGUCACCAAGUAAGCAAGCAGCGCUGAGGUCAGCGGCAAACGACGGCACCCAGCAUGGCUCCUGAAAGGAACAAAUCGUCCCUCACGGCCCCGGGUUCGGGUGGCUGGUUGGUCUGGCUCUUCGAGUUCGAGAACUUCCAGGGCCGAAGGGUGCACCUGACGGGGGAAUGUCUUAACGUCUGUGAUUAUGGUUUUGACCGGGUCAGGUCCAUCAGGGUAGACUGUGGACUGUGGGUGGGAUAUGAGCAGCAAAACAUGAUGGGUGAGAUGUUCAUGCUGGAGAAAGGAGAGUACCCUCGCUGGGACAGCUGGACUAGCAGCUACAGAAAUGACCACCUCAUGUCUGUUAGACCUGUUUACAUGAACAGCAUGUACCAUAAGAUUUGCCUGUUUGAAUGUACCAACUUUGAUGGUCGCAAGAUGGAGGUUUGCGAUGAGGACAUCCCCAGUCUGUGGUCCUACAGCUUCCAGGACCGCGUGGCCAGCAUCCAGGUCACUGGUGGAGUUUGGGUGGGCUACCAGUAUCCUGGUUACCGUGGCUACCAGUACGUACUUGAGCGUGGUACCUAUCCACAUUGGAACAACUGGGGUGCCCGCCACCCCCAGAUCCAGUCUAUCCGACGUGCGAAGGACUCACAGACGUACCACAGGGGCCGCUUCACCAUGGGGCUGUAGGAGGGGCCAAGCUGAGCCGGCGUCCCCUCUGGUGACGUCAUCAGCUGCUGACGAAAUAAAACUAUCAUCAGUCAAGAAGCAUAAGAACCAUCAGAUGCACAGUUUGUACUACAGCCCUCAUUAAUCACUAUAGGCCAAUAGUAUUGCUGUGAUUGGUAACUGGAUCCAGCCACAAUAUAAUAACAAUGUGCUUGACAUGCUCCAGUUAGAUGUAUGUCAAAAGGAGAUGUGGAAUGACAAGGAUGUGACACAACAAUGUGGAAUUGUUGCUUUUUUUCUUCCUUUCUUCUGGACAGUCAUUUCAUUCUACUUUUUUUUACCAUAACUGGACAGUAACGGGUCUACCUACUUUACAUCUUUCUCAGGGAUCCUGACAUCUGGAAACUGAUGCAGUCCUAUCAAUGCAGUGGGUUGGUGCAUGGGAAUUUGUUUUUAUCUACUUCUAUUCAUUACGCACCAUACUUUAAAAUAGAUGUGGUUGUCUUUUCAUCAUGUCAUUAAAGUGUCUUGUCUGAAUUCUGUUUCAUGCAUGUCUUCUGCUGGUUUUUCACACAGGCUACUGCAAAUGUACCAGGAACUGCACCCAAAGAUUGUGCUUAAGGUACAUGAUUAAUGCUUUACUUCAAACUGUGACAUGGGCCUAUUCAGUUAGAAAGCCGUUCAUAUCAAACGAUAAAAUAUUAAAAUAUCAUCAACAGUCCACAUGUUCAUGGAAAUGCAUGUUAGGCAAUUCUUUUCAAUAUACGUGGACGGUCUG
Paramormyrops kingsleyae is the source of this 2396-nucleotide messenger RNA. It is a transcript of the gene crybb1l3, whose product is annotated as crystallin, beta B1, like 3. Gene Ontology annotation, biological process: lens development in camera-type eye; visual perception. The record is from RefSeq and is a predicted model, not a curated record. Gene Ontology annotation, molecular function: structural constituent of eye lens. NCBI's taxonomy places the organism in Eukaryota, Metazoa, Chordata, Actinopteri, Osteoglossiformes, Mormyridae.